AUGGAGGCGAGCAGAGAGUCUAAAGAUUAUACUAAAAAUGAUUCCGAAAGUGAUACUAAUAGUAGUGAGGAUGAAUCGGGCGAUAUUGUGCAAAAAGAAAAAAUAUUGCUUGAAUAUUCAGAACAAUUGGAAAUAUAUUUGAAAGAAUUUAAAAUCAAAGACUUUGAUUAUUCAAAAUUCAAUGACUUCAAAAGUGUUGGCAGCGGAGCAACAGCGAAUGUAUAUUCUGCUACUUUAGAAGCAUCUAUUAAAUAUAUCAUAAACUAUAUUGCUAAUCCAGAUGUAAACCUAGAUACUGAAGAACAUUCUGAAUGUAGUCAACAAAUUACAAAAGGGAUUUUGAUAAGAAAACCGAUUCAACCAACAGAUGAAAUUGUAUUCAGUGGCUCAACUCUAAAAAAUAGCCAAUUUGGAAACAUCAAAUAUGAAGCAAAAGACUUUAAUGUUCCUGACAAUCGCCGUCAAAGAUCUGCUAUGCCAGAAAAAGAACCCACGAAAAUUAAUCAUGCGAAUGAUGAUUUGGAUAUAAAGUCGGAAGAAAAUUCUACUAAACAAAUUGGAGAAACAAUUUCUGAUAAUUCAGUUGAAUUUUUUGGCCAUAAAAAACCUGAAAUGCUUAACAAAAUUAUCGCUGAUGUGAACCAAAAUUCAAAUGAUCCAAUUCUUAAAGUACAUCUAAGUUCAGAAACUAAAAUGGUUUCAGAUACUAAGCCUCAAGAACUUUUAUGUAUGGCAUCUCUUAUAGCUAAUGAUUACAUUCCCGAAGACGUAAAAUGUGCUUCUUCACAUGUCGAUAUAGUUCUAGUAUUAGAUGUUAGUGGUUCGAUCUUAAAUUUUAUUGUGGAUGAACUUCCUCCAAACAAUCGAUUAUGUUUGAUUACUUUUAAUACUUCUGCGAGAUGUAUAACACCGUUAUUAUUUGUAAAUGAUGAUAAUAAUAAAAGAAAUUUUCAUAAAUCUAUUCAAGAAUUAGUGACAUCCGGUGGGACCAAUAUCGGAAAGGGACUUGAACUUGGCAUGGAUAUCUUAAUGCAAAGUAAAACAGAAAAUUCUAUUCCGGGGAUGAUUUUACUUUCUGAUGGCAAAGAUAAUUUUAAUCAGUCUUACGAGCAUUUGUAUGAAAGAGCUUGCAAAGCAAAUUUUGGUUAUGGAUCUGAUCAUGAUGCAACAAAGCUGUACACUAUUUCAGAAAAAACAGAGGGACUUUUUACAUAUAUUUAUGAAUUUGAACAAAUUAACCAAUGUUUUGCAGGUUGUAUUGGUGGGCUUGUAAGCACUUUAUGUCAUGAUGUAAAUUUAACUUUACGAAUUCCUAAACCAAUUUCAAAUGUUAAAAUAUCUGAAGUACUUUGUGAAUAUGAAAAUAAUAUAAGUGAUGAAGAGAUUAGUGCUCAGAUUAAAAUUCGUAAUAUAUAUGCUGGUGAAAAGAAAGAUUUAUUAUUCAAAAUCAAAAUUCAAGACAAUGAAUAUAAUACUACGAAUAUAGAUGGAUCUGAAGAAAAUCAUAGAGGUUUAAUAAUGGAUAAAGAUAACUUUGAAGAAAAUACUACAAAUUUGAAAACUAAAAGAGAUGAGCUUACAAUUGAAGCUGAUAUUAACUACUUUGAUGUUCACAAAGGACUUCGAAUAAAUUGUUCUAGAGCACCAGCAACAUUAAAAAUAAAUUACUCUUCAUCUCAAAUCGGUCCAUCAAACAAUCCUGCCAAUGCACAAGUAGUUCAACAAAAUUAUCGAUAUCGUGCUACAAAAGUAAUUUCUGAAGCAAAUAAAUUUGCUAAGCAAGGUGAUUAUCACAGUGCUCAGACAGUUAUUGAAGAUUUGGUAGAGGAAGUAGAGUCUCAUCAAGAUGAAUCUUCAGAAAUUUAUACUUCAUUAGUAGAAGAUUUGAAAUAUAUAAAACCACGUGUUAGUAAUUCACGAAGUUAUGAAAAUGGUGGAGAAGCUCAUGCAUUAUCAGUUAAUAUGGUGCACUCAAAUCAACGUUCUUUUAAUAGCCCAUCAUGUAGUUCAACAUCUUCAAACAUUUAUCAAAAUUCUUCUUCUUCGAAAUUUUCAGAAAGGGCAUCAUCUUUGAUCCCACAAUAUAAUCCAUCAUUUCCUGCAAAUGGUGCUUCACAUCAACCUUUUUAUGGCCCACCAUAUAAUCCAUUAUUGCCUGCAAAUGGUGCUUCACAUCAACGUUCUUUUUAUGUCCCACCAUACGAACCAUUUCCUGUAAAUGGUGCUUCACAUCAACGUUCUUUUUAUGGCCCACCAUACGAACCAUUUCCUGUAAAUGGUGCUUCACAUCAACGUUCUCUUUAUGGCCAACCAUACGAACCAUUUCCUGUAAAUGGUGCUUCACAUCAACGUUCUCUUUAUGACCAACCAUACGAACCAUUUCCUGUAAAUAUGUAUCAAACUUCUGCUAUUUCGGAAGUUUCAGAAAGUGCAUCAUCUUUGAUUA
Molecule: messenger RNA, 2446 nt
Organism: Racocetra persica
Lineage: Eukaryota; Fungi; Glomeromycota; Glomeromycetes; Diversisporales; Gigasporaceae
Source: the annotation of a GenBank genome assembly